Molecule: messenger RNA, 1056 nt
Organism: Nematocida homosporus
Lineage: Eukaryota; Fungi; Microsporidia
Exons: 1
Coding region: 1-1056 (351 amino acids)
Source: RefSeq, a predicted model, not a curated record
AUGAAGCAAGCGGUCGGACAGUCCAGGAAGGAACUGGAAAACAAAGGGGCCGAAGUUAAGACCUUACAGAAUGAUGCUGGUGGCGGGGCUAAAAGUUGUGAGGUUAAGGGCGGUGGAGGGGAGAAGCGAAAUCGGCAUUGGUUUUGGCGGCUAUUACUGGAAAUAAGGCCGCCGACGCUGGUAGCUAAUCCUUAUAAGGCCUCGGCCGGUCUGGUGGCCUUACUGCUGUCAAAAGGAGGAUCAACAAUACUUAGCUGGUAUGCCCGGUUUGUCUUUGUCUCCUUUAUAGUAGAGUGUCUUUCUUAUCGGCGGUGGGCUAUGGCUUUGGCUCGUUCGCUGCCUUUAUUGGGUUUGGGGUUGGAUUUAGUUGUUGUGGAAUACCAUGUAGAUCGAUCUUUUUGGGUUUUGGCCUUGAUUGUUAGUGCUCAUUUGUUAUUGGUGAUUAGUAGUGGGCUGACUGAGGAAGACUGGCUUAGCUUGUUGGGAACUAGCUUAUUGGCCGGCGCGAUGGUGAUUGUUGAGAUGGUGACACCUAAGAUUCAUAAUAGUGCAGAUCAUUUGGUCUUUUAUUUGAACACGCGGUUUUAUCUGCUGCUUAUUUUGGGAAUCCUGGUGCAAUUGGCGUAUACGGCUGCUUAUAGUGUGCUGGCUCUGUUAGAGAAACCUAGAGGUCUUCGCUGGAGUAGUUUGGUCUUAGGUGUUUUGUCUGGCGUGGCACUGCUCGUAUCAUUUAAACUGUGCACAACAGCCAUUCAGGAUGCGGAGCUAGAAAUCGACAGUCACAUACCGGAUAUUUUGAUGCCCAGAACACCGGCCAAUUGGGUCCCUUCUGAUUCGUCUCAUUGGACGAAGACUCUACAAGAGAAGCCUCCUGCUCAGCACAAUGGCAAAUCUUCUUACGUUCCUCAACCAGGCCAAAGAAGCAAGCGACCGCAUCAUCGAGCUCACCGAGUGCGUUCAGGCCGCCGAGGCGUUACGCAUUCACACAAACACCGCCGGCACCACGCCCACCCCCGACACAGCCGAGGCCAUGCAAAGCAUUCAGCAAGACUUUAA